Molecule: messenger RNA, 913 nt
Organism: Pezoporus occidentalis (night parrot)
Lineage: Eukaryota; Metazoa; Chordata; Aves; Psittaciformes; Psittacidae
Gene: NDUFV2
Product: NADH:ubiquinone oxidoreductase core subunit V2
Exons: 8
Coding region: 114-851 (245 amino acids)
Biological process (GO): mitochondrial electron transport, NADH to ubiquinone
Molecular function (GO): NADH dehydrogenase activity
Source: RefSeq, a predicted model, not a curated record
CGUCGCCAGCGCAUGCGCGGAGCGCGUCUCCUUGUCGCUGCGCGGAGGGCGAGGGGAGGGCUCAAGGAGAAGGGAAGGGGGUGAAGGGGGGCUUCGUUGCUUCUGCUGUCGCCAUGUUCCUGUGGGAUUCCCUGCGCGCAGCGGCCGCACGCUCGAUAAGACAAGUCCGAUACUUACAUAGAACAGCAGGAUGCAAUACCAGUGGAGGAGCCUUAUUUGUGCACAGAGAUACUCCUGAAAAUAAUCCAGAUACUCCAUUUGAAUUCACACCUGAAAACCAAAAGCGGAUAGAAGCAAUCAUAAACAACUACCCAGGGGGACACAAGUCUGCAGCUGUCAUGGCAGUACUAGAUCUGGCCCAGAGACAGCAUGGAUGGUUGCCCAUAUCAGCUAUGAACAAGGUUGCUGAAGUAUUAGAAAUGCCUCCUAUGAGAGUGUAUGAAGUAGCAACCUUCUAUACAAUGUAUAAUCGCAAACCUGUUGGGAAGUACCAUAUUCAGGUCUGCACUACCACACCUUGCAUGCUGCGAGACUCUGACAGUAUUUUAGAAGCCAUUAAGAAGAAACUUGGUAUAAAAGUUGGGGAAACAACACCCGAUAAACUCUUCACGCUAAUAGAAGUGGAAUGUUUAGGUGCUUGUGUAAAUGCACCAAUGGUACAAAUAAAUGAUAAUUACUAUGAAGAUUUGACACCUAAAGAUAUCGAAGACAUAAUUGAUGAACUGAAGGCUGGCAAAGUUCCCAAACCUGGCCCAAGGAGUGGACGUUUCUCUUGUGAGCCAGCUGGUGGCCUUACUUCUCUGACUGAGCCACCGAAAGGACCAGGUUUUGGAGUUCGAGCUGAUCUCUAAGGAUUUUGUAAUAUAAGAUAAACUGUCUGAAAAUAAUAAACUCAUUCUAAAUUUCAGUAAAA